Cuscuta campestris is the source of this 997-nucleotide messenger RNA. The record is from the annotation of a GenBank genome assembly. NCBI's taxonomy places the organism in Eukaryota, Viridiplantae, Streptophyta, Magnoliopsida, Solanales, Convolvulaceae.
CUUCGAAAACCACACCCCAACAUCCCCUACAAAUGCCCUCCGAAUCCCCAACUCUAUCCAUCACCAAUCCAUCCACAAACCGAUCGACAAGUAAUAGCUAUUACUUUUCAUCAUCAUCAUCAUCAUCCUCUUCCCAUAAUUAAUGGCUGCUCAAAACAGUUCCAGAAAUGUCCUUCAUGUUUUGGGUUGCAUCUCUGCAUGUAUAAUGCUGUUCGUGCACAAGGGCAGUGCUUUGGAGUUAAAUGUUGGAGGUGAUGGGGUUUGGAAUGUGCCUUCCGAUAAGGAUUCAAACCGUUACAAUCAAUGGGCUGAAAAGCAUCGCUUUCAAAUAAAUGACACCAUUGUUUUUAAGUUCCAAGACAAAAACGAUUCAGUGCUUCUGGUAAGCAAGGAGGACUACAACAAGUGCGAUACAUCUAAUCCCAUUCAACAAUAUGGGAGUAAUGGCGGCGGCCAGCAGACGACGGUCACGUUGGGUCGCUCCGGUCCAUUCUACUUCAUCAGUGGGCUCCACUGCGACAAAAACGAGAAACUCGUGGUCGUGGUCCUGGCUGACCGCCGCCACAACAACCCGGCGGCGCCGCCUCCUCAGUCCAAGAACCCGACAACUCCGUCCCCUGCCCCGGCUGGCGAAGGGUCUCCCCCACCACCGCCUAGUGGCCCAAGUCCGUCGGUGGUGGUCACCCCAACUCCGGCGCCUUCCAUAGAUUCUCCUCCCAGCAAGAGUGGCGGAUUUCAAAUGGUCUCCGGCUUCGUUUCCUCCAUUGGAGUAACUCUUGUGGGCUCCUUGCUCCUGCUCUUUUAACUUAAUUGGAGGGAUUUGUGUGAUUAAAGUAUAAAAGUGUGGCCUGGGCGCAUUAAUUAUUUGUUGUUUGAUUUGAGUGCAUAAAACUUUGUUUGAGAAGCCCUUUGGUCGUUAUCUUUUCUUUUCUUUUUAUAAUACGGAGUAAAACUUUAUAAAAAUAUGGUUUGUAGUGAAUAAAAAGUUGUAAUUCGU